AUAAGAUAGAGAAUACAAAGGGAGACUUCGGCGCCGGAGGGGUGUGGCCCAAACUCAGUCCCGCCCUCCGGCUCCCAGCCUAAACCUUGGCCCCGCUGCCAUCUGCCGGCCCUAGGCCUGGGCUCUACCGCCCUGGCCUGAGGAUCCACACCCCCAGGCGCUUAAUGCCCAGCCGGUUCCGGCUGGGUCUCCCCUUUUCUAGCGCCCCUCUAGGGGAAAGUCGCAGUCGCCUGUCGCCGCUCCCUGCAGCUUUCAAGCUCACGUCACUACCUUCUUCUCUACCAGCCUCUCCUUCCCCGCUCGGCUCCGAGCCGCUCGGCUAGGUGGCUGGCGGGGUGGGCAGAGGUAGAGCGUCCUGAGCCCGGUCUCUAGUAGCAGCAGCCCUGGUACCGCCCAGAUGGUGCGCAGGGCUGAGCCCCCAGACGGGGGCUGGGGGUGGAUGGUGGUGCUCUCAGCGUUCUUCCAGUCAGCGCUGGUGUUCGGGGUGCUCCGCUCCUUCGGCGUCUUCUUCGUGGAGUUUGUGGCGGCGUUUGAGGAGAGGGCGGCGCGCGUCUCCUGGAUCGCCUCCAUAGGAAUCGCUGUACAGCAGUUUGGGAGCCCAGUGGGCAGUGCCCUGAGCACGAAGUUCGGGCCCAGGCCCGUGGUGAUGGCCGGGGGCAUCUUGGCUGCGCUGGGGAUGUUGCUCGCCUCCUUUGCUACCUCCUUGACUCACCUAUACCUGAGUAUUGGGCUGCUUUCAGGCUCUGGCUGGGCCUUGACCUUCACUCCGACCCUGGCCUGCCUGUCUCGUUACUUCUCUCACCGUCGAUCCCUAGCCAUGGGGCUGGCACUGACAGGCGUGGGCCUCUCCUCCUUUGCCUUUGCCCCCCUCUUCCAGUGGCUGCUUAACCACUAUGCCUGGCGGGGGUCCCUACUGCUGGUAUCUGCCCUCUCCCUCCACCUGCUGGCCUGUGGUGCUCUCCUCCGCCCCCUCUCCCUGGCUGAGGACCCUGCUGUGGGUGGCCCUAGGGCCCAACUCGCCUCCCUCCUCCAUCAUGGCCCCUACCUGCGCUACACUGUCGCCCUCACCCUGAUCAACACUGGCUACUUCAUUCCCUACAUCCACCUGGUGGCCCAUCUCCAGGACCUGAAUUGGGACCCACUGUCUGCUGCCUUCCUACUCUCAGUGGCUGCUAUUUCUGACCUUGUGGGGCGUGUAGCCUCCGGGUGGCUGGGAGAUGCAAUCCCAGGGCCGGUGUCAAGACUCCUGAUGUUCUGGACCACCCUGACCGGGGUGUCACUGGCCCUAUUCCCCGUGGCUCAGGCUCCCACAGCACUGGUGGCUCUGGCUGUGGCCUACGGCUUCACGUCAGGAGCCCUGACCCCAGUGGCUUUCUCCGUACUGCCCGAACUGGUGGGAACUGGAAGGAUAUACUUUGGCCUAGGAUUGGUGCAGAUGGUAGAGAGCAUCGGGGGGCUGCUGGGGGCUCCUCUGUCAGGUUACCUCCGGGAUGUGACAGGCAACUACACAGCUUCUUUUGUGGUGGCUGGGGCCUUCCUCCUUGCAGGGAGCGGAGUUCUCAUCACCCUGCCUGGUUUCUUCUCCUGCUUCUCACCAUCUACCUCCAGGCCCCAAGACCUUGUGACAGAGGCCCUGGAUACCAAAGUCCCUCUGCCCAGGGAGGGUCUAGCAGAGGACUGAACUCCAAGGAGGGGCAGUCAGGUCCAGAAAGCCAGAGCUCCAGGUCUUCUUCUCCUGCCCCAUCUUGGCCCCCAUGGAACCACAGUGCCUUAAGCCUCUUCAUCUGCCUCCUCCAGAGCAGGUGUGAGGUACCUGUGAUAUGCGUGCCAACCCUUUGUAUUUUGUUGAGGACUCUGUCUUCUUCGCUCCACCAACAUUUUCUUUAGGAUCCAGAGUUCAACCUGCCCCACUGAUUUGUGAAUCAGCUGUGGAAAUCAAAGGCCAAAGAGGCUUAACAUGUUUUAUCUCUAGUGUUGCUUCUAAGCUUCUUCUCUGAAGACAAAGAUGUUUGGGAAACAGGAAUGUCCCUUUGAAAUAUAACUGAUAAGAAAACUGGAUAACAAUCAUAACCUCAAGCAGAUCUGGGACCCAUCUGUUUGGUUUAGCUAAAUGGAGUCAUGGCUGGGGAGUAGAGGGGCUGGUGUCCAGAAGCUCUGAUGACCCAGAGCAUUUGAACCCUGAACUCUGCUCUCUGGGCCUCCUACCCACUUACCUUCCUUUAUCCCACUAUCCCCUGUGACUUAGAAAAGAAAUUAAGAGAAUAGCAGGGGAUAGUUUGGAAGAAGGGUAAAGAGCUGAAUCUGGGAUUCCUGUAUUUUCCUCAGGCCAGUAGGAAAGGAAAACCAAACUGGUGCCACGGAGUCCAUUCCAACUCAUAUUGACCCUAUAAGACAGAGUAGAACUGCCCAAUAGGGUUUUCAAGAAGCAGCUGGUGGAUUUGAACUGCGGACCUUUUGUUAAGCAGGCCAGUAGAAGGAGAGUGAAAUGCAGGCCAACAGUUUGGGAGAUCUGGAUACUCGGGAGAAACUAGGAUGUGACAGAUAGCACCCAUAAGCCCUCCUCCCCUCUUCCAAUAGACUGCCGCUGACCGGCAGAAAACUUCUCAAAGAUUCUCUAUUAUGACAACAAGAAUUUGGGGAAAGAAGAUUUAACAGG
Messenger RNA from Trichechus manatus latirostris (Florida manatee), 2656 nucleotides. RefSeq names its product solute carrier family 16 member 13 (gene SLC16A13). Gene Ontology annotation, cellular component: plasma membrane. Gene Ontology annotation, molecular function: monocarboxylic acid transmembrane transporter activity. Gene Ontology annotation, biological process: transmembrane transport; monocarboxylic acid transport. The coding region runs from base 398 to 1681 and encodes 427 amino acids. The record is from RefSeq and is a predicted model, not a curated record. The transcript has 4 exons. Lineage: Eukaryota; Metazoa; Chordata; Mammalia; Sirenia; Trichechidae.